CUGAGCGGAGGUGAAGAAGAGGAGGAUGAAGCUGGGAGCGGAGGAUGGGAGGAAGAGUGGAGUAAGAGACAGGCUAGCUGAGUGUGAAUGAGUGAGUGAGUGAGGAAGAGGAGAGGAAGGCCGUCCGAGGGAGCGACAAUAAAGACCCGUGUUUUUGGAGACCACCUCCGGAGCAUCGCCAGCGGAAACUUUGAACUUUUUACCCGCCACAGCCUCGCUUGUUGUGCCCGGAGCCGGCUUUGUUUCGCGGCGGGGGUGUUUACGAUAAAUGAAGGAAUAAAACAGACCCCCAUCGACCUGUUUCUACCCAAGCGGGGAAUACCCUGGGACUGCUUUUGAUAAAGGUUACGAGAGAAUGGCGGCCAACAUGUACCGAGUGGGAGAUUAUGUGUACUUUGAGAACUCCUCCAGCAACCCUUACCUGAUCCGGAGAAUAGAAGAGCUCAACAAAACGGCCAAUGGGAAUGUGGAGGCAAAAGUGGUGUGUCUGUUCAGGAGGCGAGACAUCUCAGGCAACCUCAACACUCUGGCUGACAGCAAUGCAAGAGAGUUCGAGGAGGAGUCCAAGCAGCCGACGCUGUCUGAACAGCAGAAACACCAGCUCAAACACAGAGAGCUCUUCCUGUCUCGACAGUUUGAGUCUCUGCCUGCUACUCACAUACGGGGAAAGUGUAACGUGACCCUUCUCAAUGAAACAGAUGUCUUAGCUGGAUACCUGGAGAAAGAGGACUGUUUCUUCUACUCGCUCGUGUUCGACCCUGUCCAGAAGACCCUGCUGGCAGACCAGGGCGAGAUUCGGGUGGGCUCCAAAUACCAGGCAGAGAUUCCUGAUAAGCUAGCUGAGGGUGAAUCGGACACCCGGGUCCAAGAGAAGCUGGAGACCAAGGUGUGGGACCCCAACAACCAGCUCAAAGACCCGCAGAUCGACCAGUUCCUGGUGGUAGCAAGGGCUGUGGGUACCUUUGCUCGGGCCCUGGACUGCAGCAGCUCCAUCCGCCAGCCCAGCCUCCACAUGAGUGCAGCCGCAGCAUCCCGAGACAUCACACUGUUCCAUGCUAUGGACACAUUGCAGAAGAACAACUAUGACCUGGCCAAAGCCAUGUCCACCUUGGUUCCUCAGGGAGGUCCGGUGCUCUGCCGUGACGAGAUGGAGGAGUGGAGUGCCUCUGAAGCCAUGCUGUUUGAGGAGGCUCUGGAGAAAUACGGCAAAGACUUCAAUGAUAUCCGCCAGGACUUCCUGCCCUGGAAAUCUCUAGCUAGCGUGGUCCAGUUCUACUACAUGUGGAAGACUACUGACCGUUACAUCCAGCAGAAACGACUAAAAGCGGCAGAAGCAGACAGCAAGCUGAAGCAGGUGUACAUCCCUACCUAUACCAAACCCAACCCCAACCAGAUCAUGGUGCCUGGCAGCAAGCCUGGGAUGAACGGAGCCGCGGGCUUUCAGAAAGGACUCAGCUGUGAGAGCUGCCACACGGCUCAGUCUCCUCAGUGGUACGCCUGGGGUCCCCCAAACAUGCAGUGCAGACUGUGCGCCUCCUGCUGGAUCUACUGGAAGAAAUAUGGAGGUCUAAAGACUCCCACGCAGCUUGAGGGUGCCACUAGAACUGGCUCUGAGUCAGGCCCCCGUGGUCACAUGACACGCCAGGAGGUACAGGGAAUGUCGCCGUUUACCCGCAACGAAGGUCGAGCCAAGCUGCUGGCCAAGAACCGCCAGACAUUCAUCCUGCAGACCACCAAGCUGACCCGCAUCGCUCGACGGGUGUGCGAAGACAUCCUGCAGCCUCGGCGUGCCGCACGGCGCCCCUACGCCUCCAUCAACGCCAACGCCGUCAAGGCCGAGUGUAUGAUCAGGCUGCCCAAAGCCACAAAAACUCCUCUGAAGAGCAAGCUGGUGCCUCGACAGUCACUGGCCACCAUAGUGAAGGAUUUGGCCAUCUCUGCUCCUCUGAAACUGAAGGCAACCAGAGGACCCCCGACGCCCAUCAACAGGAACCAGGCCAACCAGCCUCGAGUGGGCCAGAGCCUGCUGGGCAAGAGAGGCUUUGAAAGCGCUGCAGGGGUGCCAUACCCAGCCAAUGGGAGGCCAUAUACUUCAGGUAUGAGAACCACGUCUCAGUCAGUCAUCAAACGGCAGAAAGUCAGCCAGGGAGAAGCUCCCAACCCUGUGGUGUUUGUUGCCACGAAGGACACCAGGGCUCUGAGGAAACAUCUCACCCAGUCUGAGAUGCGCCGGGCAGCAAGGAAACCUCAUCUCCUGGUGCGGAUCAAACUGCCACAGCCACCACGCUCCCUGACCAUGCCCCUCCUCCCCUCCAACACCAGCGAACCCAUCGUCCUGGAGGACUGAAAAGGAGGGAUGCGGGGUGAGGGCGGUCUUGUAACAGGACACGGGGGUGGGGGUAUGCGAUGGAAGGGGCUGUGUUUAAGCCAUCACUUACAGGCAGCACAGUACACCAUACAGUAGUCCUUUUUUUUUUUUUUUUUUUUUUUUCUCCCCCUAUUUUCAGUGUCAUCUUCCUUUAGUCCUCUGUCACUUCCUAUAAGUUGAUGUGUUCAACGCACACACGCACACACAGACUUUACAUCACAUUAACACACAUAGGGCCCCAGUAUACCCACCACGCUGGUUGCUCUGCAUGCCCACGGUGACGUCGCCACAGCUCCGUACCGUUUAAACCAGCACGAGUCCCCGCUGCAGCACUCUCCACUCAGACAAAGCCUCCACAUCGGUGCUGGUACAGGAGGAGUCGUCAAAACCGGAGCGUCUCAUCUUUUCAAACUGCUUCCAAAUAAUCUGUGCGUCUCUGAGCGUCUGCGCUCAGAUAUUGUACACCUGCGUCUCCCAACACGGAGGUGACGGCAGCGGCACGACGCCUGAGGUCACAAAGGUCGAGGUGACGUCACGUUGUUGCGCAGCAGCCAGGGUGAGAGCGGUGAGCAUACUGGGGCCCUUUCACACCCACACAACACUUUGGGCUUUGUAGUGUUUUUUUUUUUUAAAUUCCAGACCCUUGAUUACUUAAUGCACCCUAUUUUUAAAUGUGUAAUUUAAAUCCAGAUAUUUUUCAUCCUGAAACAAUGGUGAUAAAGCACAUGUUGUUACUCCUUCAUGUCUCUUAUCUUUGUGUAAAUAUAUGCAUCGUUGAAGGGGUGACACCCUCACAAGACUGUGGGACAGCUGGAGCAGGCCCAAGGUCUGCUUCAGUUUCAGGAUUCCUCUUGAGCCUCCUCUCUCCCGUUCUAGCAGAGCAGAAUCCACUGGUGGGCUGUGGGGGGGGGGGGGGGGGGGUGGCGACAGAGGUGUGAUGGUGCACGGCCCGUUAAAGCUCUUUCCACAUGACGUUGCUGCUUCAUCAGUCUGUUAAAGUGACUGCAUUCUGUCAUUCACGGGACACUUUUGGUAUUUUAACGGCUGCUUCGUGGAGAAAAAGCCGCCGCAGUACGUAUGCAGUAACUGCUAAAUGUGCAAAAGCCGCGUUGCAUGUGCUGCAGUGGCUGCUGUCUUCAUCGGCUCUGAAAUGUUCAGUGUUUUUUCAGUUGUGCCCUCACACAGGUUCACGUCUCUUCAGCAGUGGGAAUACCAAAAUAGACGACUGUUUUUACUCCCGCGGUGAGGCGAGCGUUGCGGUGCUGUUGCUGCCGCGUAGGCCGCCGGCUGGUGAGCUGAGCAACUCUCCAAGAUUGUGGAGAAACGUGCAGAGGCUGCGUUUAUUCCCACCUGUGCCAUGAUGAAAGCAACUUGUAAAUGUUACUAGAUCUGACCUAGUGAACCUGACCUGAAGAUUUUACAGAGAAUCAGCAGAAAGGAGUCAGCUGUUUGAUUCUUCAUCCCACCUGAAUCCCCUCACAGCCUCAAAGCCUCGGUGUCCAAGUAUAGAAGAGCCUGAGCUGUGUGAAAGUGCGAACUGAGAACACUGAAUAUGUUCACUUUCCAUCCUUACUUUGUCUCCAGUUCUUUUGGGAUCUUCCAAACACACACGCUCACAUCUGUCAUCUGACAGAGGGAAGAUUUAAAGCUAAUUUUGGCAGCAUGCAUUUCACAUCCAAUUAUGUUCCUUUGGAAAACAUUUAAACAGCCACGUCAUGCUUUGCUUACUGUAAGUUGUUAGCAGAUGCAGCGGGAGGGUCACAGUUAAGGUGCAGCUGCAUGCAGAGCGUCCUGUGCUGCCACAGAGCGGUUACACCCACCUCAGAGGGGAAUAACCCGCCCCCUGGGCUCGUGUCAGAACAGGCUGCGUACCCAGAGCCGCGGUGCUCAUGGAUCUGCGUCACCUGCCAGAAUGCGUUCGGCUUUGAGAUAAUGUGUCUGAAUUCCAAAACGAAGCCAUGAUGUGCAUGAAAGCAGGCCGACACUCACUGAGACAGACGCUUAUACUAGCAGUCAGUUCAUAAAUGCCUGUUGGCUAAAGCAGAAAACUGGGGCUCCAGGAUUGUUGUCACAUGUGGAAACAUUCUUGCCAAACUUAUCGGGACCUUUUUUUUAUUUUAUUUUCAUCCAGCCUUAAUCCUGUUCUGCAGGUGUGUGAUGGAGCAGAGCAGGAGCAGUGUUGUGGUUAUGACUGGAUGUGAGGGCUACAUGGAGGACUCUGCUGUUCUUUUCCUCCCUCUGUCUGCACCGCCAUCAGAGGGCGAGUGCUAAAAUCAAGCUCUCUAACCUGAUAGUUGUAUUUCCUCUGAGUCCCCACAGCAGUGAGGACUUUAACUGCUUUUAGAAGCAGGUUUGGUCCCAGUCUGAGCUUUGUCAUAGUUCCUCUCAAUAAAGAAACCCAACUGUCAAGUUUGUAGCAAAUGCUAAUGUGUGUAAAGAAAAUUGCAAAAGUGGAAUAUUGAAAAGUUGUUUUUUUUUUGUUUGUUUUUACAUCUGAAGUGUGUAAUUCUGCUCUGUUAUUAAGGAGAUGGCUCCAGUAGGCUACUGUACAUGUGAAGCAUCUCUCCUUCAUAGGGUGGGUGGGCUGCUUAUUUUAACCAGGGGGGUGACCUUCAAAAGGGACAGGGUGCUGAUUUUUGUAUGAUGGAGAGACAAACAUGCCACAAGUGAAACUUUUUCUCAAGUGUUUUUUAUUCCAAUGUCUCGUAUCCUUUAAUGUAUCUUGAUAAGAAAAGAAAUAAAGAUUUUUUUUCUUCGUGGUCA
Molecule: messenger RNA, 5131 nt
Organism: Archocentrus centrarchus (flier cichlid)
Lineage: Eukaryota; Metazoa; Chordata; Actinopteri; Cichliformes; Cichlidae
Gene: mta2
Product: metastasis associated 1 family, member 2
Exons: 18
Coding region: 356-2347 (663 amino acids)
Biological process (GO): negative regulation of transcription by RNA polymerase II
Cellular component (GO): nucleoplasm; NuRD complex
Molecular function (GO): sequence-specific DNA binding; chromatin binding; transcription corepressor activity
Source: RefSeq, a predicted model, not a curated record